GCAAGCCCGCCCUCAAGUGGCAGAACUAAAUCAACCUUUGACCUAGUUUGCACGUGUGUGAAAAAUGCAUUGGGUUUUGCGUGUUGCAAUUUGGCUCACUGCCUGCGCCACACUACAUUGCUCGUCAGACCACAUGUUCCUGUCAGUUUCAUGCGAAUUUUUGGCAGUGUAUCGGCACAAUUAACGUGGUAACGCAGACGAGAGUUUCAUUUAUUAAGGAGAAGGCCUGACAUGUUAAAAAGAUGAAUGAAUUUCGUUGGGAUGUGUCAGCAGGCUUGGGGAGGCUAGUUUCCACCGUAGCGGAACCUGUAUUAAUUUCAACCUGUCAGGAACUCCUUGCUAAACAGAUUUGGACACCCAGUGAUCGGCAGCAUUUAUUGUCCACUCUUUCAAAGUACCUUCUCCACCCACAAUGCACCAUUCCCGUAGCCGAAGCAUUCCGUCCUGUCCUGCUGGAUCUCUUGGAGAGGGCCGGACACACAGUGACCACAGGAGGGCGCUUUUGCUUGCAGGAGCACGAGAGGCUGUGCGUGGCCCUGGGAAAGAUCCUUGAGCGACAUCCAGAUGCCUUUAGGUUUUUGAUGAAAUACCUACAGACUGCUCCACCGGUAUUUGAGCGGUUGCUUUGCGGGAAACUUCCACCGAAAGAGAAGAAGAAAAAGAAACAAAAGCACAAGCCAGAGGUAUCUAUCCCAUCACCAACCCUGACAGAUGUCCUGGCCACCUGCCACAGAUUUCUCCGGUUUUCCAGAGAGGCAUUUGUUGACCUUUGGGACUGGAGUCCCGUGAUGAAGUUGGUUGAGCACGAGGACCUGGAUGUCAGAUGGGAUUCUGUACACAUAGUAGCCGCUCUGACUGACAUGGCAGACCAACAGACUCGGUCUCUAUUGAGCAGCCAUUUCACUCCAGAAGACUUGAGACAUUUAACCCUCAAGCACGAGGAGGCCAGACACGUUGACAUGGCAACCUGCCGCGCCAGUCUUCUUUUGAAUCCAGAGGUGAUGUUUGACCUCGCUCGACAGCAGAAGCUGACACACACAAUGCACGAGGUGAUUGGGUCUGAUCUGAGCUCGUCUGUUGCUGCAGUGUGUGGGAUAUUGUUACCAGCGAGGACCAGCUGUGAAAAACAGGAUCCUGCCCACACGCUCGUCGGGGUCCCGUCCACAGCCCACAACCUCCACUGCCUGGCCCUGGCCGUAUCGUCCGGCACUGCCGUGCUACUUGAGGGCGCCGUGGGCUGUGGGAAGAGUGCCCUCGUAGACCACUUGGCCCAGGUGACGGGCCGGCAGAAGGUACCCCACCUAUUGAAGGUGCAGCUGGGCGAUCAGACAGACAGCAAGGCUUUGAUUGGUACUUACCGCUGCACGGAUAUCCCGGGAGAAUUUGUCUGGCAGCCAGGAGCUCUAACACAGGCUGUUACCGGUGGACACUGGAUCAUACUCGAAGACAUCGACUACGCACCGAUGGACGUCAUCUCCGUACUGGUGCCCUUGCUUGAAGCCGGUUCCCUCUCUCUGCCUGGGCACGGUGAUGUGGUCCGGGCGGCCCCAGGAUUCCAGCUCUUUGCCACACAGCGCUUGACGGCUGGCAGCGGCGGUUUCUUCAGGCAGCAUGCAUCCCACGCUGCACUGCUGGACCGGAUGUGGACGAAGGUCAACGUCCAGCCCCUUUCGAGGGAGGAGCUUCAGGAGGUGGUUGCGACCCUUUAUCCCAACCUGACCUCUGUUGUGGACAAGCUCCUAGAUAUAUUCAUCAUGCUAUCGUCUGGCAACCAUGACGACGGCCAAGAGACUGAAGCCAAGAGUGGCCCAGUUGAACAGCACGGUUCUGUCGUGACCCCUGCAGAGGUCACAGGUCAUCUGGGACGGCUCAUAUCUACAAGGGACUUGCUGAAGUGGUGUGGCCGCAUAGCCACUAGAUUCGACACUCCCCAGUCCAUUCUAGCCAACAGCGUCUUCUUAGAGGCCAUGGACUGCUUCUGCGCGGCCUUGCCCAAGCCCCGGACCAGAUCCAACGUGGCUGAGGCGGUGGGCGUCAGGCUGAGCCUCAGCCUGGAGAAGUGCAACUUCUUCUGCCACAGCUACAAGCCCGACAUCGACAUACAGAAGGACUGCGUCACUGUAGGAAGAGCCAGGCUAUCGAGGAAGGAGGCAGAAAUCCCCGAGAUUAAAAAGUCCCGGCACUCCAACUUUGCCUUCACGAGACCGGCCAGCAUCCUGCUGGAGCGAAUAGCCCUUUGCAUCAACAACAAUGAACCGGUGCUCUUGGUGGGGGAGACAGGGACGGGCAAGACCUCCUGCGUGCAGUACCUGGCUGACUUGACGGGCCAGAAGUUAAAGGUCAUCAACAUGAACCAGCAGAGCGAUAGCACAGACCUCUUGGGAGGGUUCAAACCAGUGGACUUCAGGCAGCUCAUGGCACCCGUCCGGGAGAACUUUGAGACCCUCUUCGUCAGCACCUUCUCCCGCAAGCAGAACGUGAGGUUCCUGAUGCACCUGCAGGAGUGCUUUGCCUCCCGGCACUGGCCGGACCUGCUGAAGCUAAUGAGCCACUGCCACCAGGCGGCCGUCAAGAGAUUUGAGAAAGACGAUCGAGACGAGGAAGCUGAGAGCGGAUCUGAGAAGCAGAGCCCCACCCUGAGAUGCCAAUGGCGAUCCAUCGGGGAGAAGAUCCAGCUCCUUCAGACGCAGCUGCAGCACUCGGAAAACGCCCUGGCCUUCUCCUUUGUAGAGGGCACGCUGGUGCAGGCAGUCCGCAACGGGGACUGGGUGCUUCUGGACGAGAUCAACCUGGCCACAGCCGAGACGCUGGAAUGCUUGAGCGGUCUACUGGAGAGCACAGAGGGAACAGUCACCUUGCUAGAACGGGGUGACUCGGAGCCAAUUCUUCGUCACAAAGACUUCAGGCUGUUCGCUUGCAUGAACCCUGCCACCGACGUCGGCAAAAAAGAACUCCCUCCCGGCAUCAGAAACAGGUUCACCGAAUUCUUCGUCGAUGAGCUCGAGGAGACCCAAGACUUGAAGAUUUUGGUCAGCAACUAUCUCCGCGGCCUUGCUCUACCAGCGGACAAGCUGGAUGGAAUAGUACAGUUUUACCUGGCUGUGCGCAAGGAAGCCGACAUGAAACUUGCCGAUGGGACCGGGCACCGACCACACUACAGCUUACGCACCUUGUGUAGGGCACUGCGUUAUGCCUCUGCCAACCCCUGUGGAAGCGUCAUGAGGUCAUUGUAUGAGAGCUUCUGUCUGAGCUUUCUGACCCAGCUUGACCGCGCCUCCCACCCAUUGGUGGAGCAGCUUGUCUGCAAGAAGCUAAUUGGCCGGGCCAACAUCAAGGGCGUCCUGGGCCAGCCCAUCCCGCCGCCGGCCACCGGGAGCCACGUUAAAGUGGAAGGGUACUGGAUUGCGACAGGUGACCGGGAGCCCCAGAGACAGAAGGGCUACGUGAUAACUCCCUCGGUGCGAGCCAAUCUGAGGGAUCUGUCCAGGAUCGUGUCUGCUGGGACCCUUCCAGUCCUUCUCCAAGGUGAGACUUCCGUGGGCAAGACCAGCCUGAUUCAGUACUUGGCCCUGGCAACCGGCAACCACUGUGUGAGAGUCAACAACCACGAACACACGGACCUGCAGGAGUACGUGGGCUUCUACGCCGCCGACGAAAUGGGCAAACUGGUUUUCAAAGAAGGUGUACUGGUUGAUGCCAUGAGAAAAGGCCACUGGAUCAUCCUGGACGAGCUCAACCUUGCUCCCAGUGAUGUGUUAGAAGCUCUGAAUAGGUUACUUGACGACAAUCGCGAGCUGUACAUUCCAGAGACACAGGAGAUGAUCUCGGCUCAUCCACGAUUCAUGUUGUUUGCAACUCAGAAUCCGCCAGGCCAGUACGGAGGACGAAAGGUGUUGUCGAGGGCCUUCAGGAACCGUUUUGUGGAGCUUCACUUUGACGAGAUCCCCAGCAAAGAACUGGAGACCAUUCUGCACCAGCGCUGCGCCAUUCCCCUCUCCUACUGCAAGAAGAUGGUGUCCGUCAUGCUGGAUCUCCAGACUCGGCGCAAGGGCUCGGGGGUGUUUUCGGGCAAGCAGGGCUUCAUCACGCUGCGGGACUUGUUUCGCUGGGCGGAGCGUUACCGACGGGCAAGCCAGGGCCAGGGAACGCUGUACGACUGGGACCAGCACAUCGCUGAUGACGGAUUCCUGUUGUUAGCUGGCCGUGUCCGCCGUCCCGAGGAGCAGUCCCUCAUCAAAGAGGUCCUGGAGAAGCAUGUCCGCUGCAAAAUUGACCCUGCCCGUCUCUUCAGCCUCACCCCCGAGACCUCGCCCGUCACCAGGGAGAUCCUGGAGAGGAUACUCCAGGGGCCAGCCCCGGAGGGUUUCAGUCAUGUGGUGUGGACCUUUGGGAUGAGACGGCUGGCUGUGCUGGUGGGACAGGCACUCAAGUUCCAAGAGCCGGUCCUUUUAGUUGGAGAGACUGGUUGUGGCAAAACCACCGUAUGUCAGCUGCACUCUGCCCUGACCAAUCAGAAGCUGUACUCUGUGAACUGCCACCUGCACACCGAGACGUCCGACUUCUUGGGGGGUCUGCGACCCGUCAGGCAACACAGCAGCGAAAAGGCUGAUGACAAGCAGAAACUCUUUGAGUGGUGUGAUGGCCCAUUGGUCCAAGCCAUGCGCGAAGAUGCCGGCUUCCUUAUCGAUGAAAUCUCACUGGCCGACGACUCGGUCCUGGAGCGACUCAACAGUGUCCUGGAGCCUGAGCGCACACUGCUUCUUGCAGAGCGGGGGAGCGGCGAAAGUACAACGGAUGACAUCGAUGUGAUAGUGGCCCGGGAGCAAUUCUUUGUUGUGGCCACGAUGAACCCUGGUGGCGACUUCGGAAAGAAAGAGUUGUCCCCGGCACUCCGCAACCGUUUCACCGAGAUCUGGUGUCCGCAGUCUACCGACCGUCAAGACCUGGUCAACAUCAUCGAGCACAACUUGGCGGAGGGGGUGUGGCUAUGCAACCAGGAGGACGGCUCCAGCGGGGUGGGCAACGCGAUCAUGGAAUUUGUCACAUGGUUCCAGAACUGCGAAGCUGGCAACAGAUGCACUGUCAGCAUUCGGGACAUCCUGUCCUGGGUCAGCUUCAUCAACUCCUGCUGCGACGGUUCUGUCCGGGAUAGGGACUGUCUGGAUGCGGCGCUGGCCUACGUCCAUGGAGCGUGUAUGGUGUUCCUGGAUGGCCUCGGCUCAGGGACGACCAGCAGCGCCUCCCUGCCACCCCACCAGGCCAGGCAUCUCAGUCUCAACUUCCUCCGUGACCAGAUCUGGCGGCUAGUCGGCCAAGACAUUGACCUGACCUCGCUGACGGUGACCUCGAAAGCCACAGGGUCGCCGUCCGUCAAAGUGGUCGAUUCCAGGGAUGGGCUCUUUGGAAUUGAACCAUUUUACAUCCCAAGAGGUCCGUUAUUGAGUACCUUGGCCCAAGACCACUAUGCCCUGAAUGCACCGACCACUGCGCUGAAUGCUCAAAGGGUCCUACGGGCCCUGCAGCUCCCACGAGCCAUCCUGCUAGAAGGCUCUCCUGGCGUUGGGAAGACCAGUCUGGUGUCUGCAAUUGCCAAGGCCUCUGGGCACGAGCUGGUCAGGAUUAACCUCUCGGAGCAGACUGAUGUGACCGACUUGUUCGGUGCUGACUUGCCUGUGGAGGGAGGUGCAGGUGGUCAGUUUGCCUGGCGGGACGGACCGCUGCUCAGAGCCCUGCAAGGAGGCCACUGGAUUGUCCUGGAUGAGUUAAACCUUGCCUCGCAAUCCGUCCUAGAAGGCCUCAAUGCUUGUCUGGACCACCGGGCGGAGGUGUACGUUCCAGAGCUGGGCCGAACCUUCCACAUUCAGCACGAGAGGACGCGACUUUUUGCCUGCCAGAACCCGUUGAAACAAGGCGGAGGCCGGAAGGGACUGCCACGUUCCUUCCUCAACCGAUUCACACAGGUGUACGUUGAGCCCCUGACUUCAGGAGAUUUGCUUUUCAUAGCACACACUAUGUAUCCCAUGAUGAGCUCGCAGGUUUUGGAAAAGAUGGUGGCAUUCAACAAGCAGCUUUACCAGGACACCAUGGUGGACGGCCUUUGGGGUCAGCGAGGUGGGCCCUGGGAGUUUAACCUGCGUGACCUUUUCCGCUGGUGUGACCUCAUGGUGCGUGACCAGCGGCACGGACGAUGGCAACCCGGCCAGCAUGUGGGGCUGAUCUAUAGGGACAGGAUGCGCAGCCAACAGGAUAAACAGAAGGUUCAAGAUCUAUUCCAAACGGUAUUUGGAGAUGACUUUGGAGAUGUCUAUGAGGGUAGCAGACAAGUUCACAUUACACCUGUUUCUGUCCAGGUCGGUCACUCGUUCCUCGGGAGAAAGGACCACAUUCCUAGCUCCUAUCCCGGCCAGAGAAUCCCCCUUCAAUUGCUCCAUCACUGCCUGGAUCCACUGGAGUCAGUCAUGAAAUGUGUGGAGAUGAACUGGAUGACCAUACUGGUUGGUCCGAGUGCUAGUGGUAAGACAUCCCUGGUUCACCUCCUUGGUCACCUGACUGGUCACAUGGUGCAAGUCCUGGCCAUGAACAGCUCCAUGGAUACAACUGAGUUGCUAGGAGGUUUCGAGCAGGCCGAUUUGAACAGGCACUGGGAGAAAGCUCUGCAGUCUCUGCAUCUUGUCGUCAUGGAAACAGAGAGGCAUCUCCUAUUGGCUGACAGUGUGGACAUAUCCCAACAUGCAUCGCAGCUCAUGGCCAGUUGGGGUGCUCUUAACAGCAUGUGCAAAAAAGGAUCUCAAGGAGAACGGGAUAACCUCUCUAGCUCGUCCGGUGAGCAGCUGUCGGAGAGAAAGCUUGACAUGUUUGAGCAGGUGUUGGACGAGGUCCGUAGUGCGGUCCAGAGAUAUGCACCAGAGACAGACAUGAAUGAGAAAGUCGAGCAUCUGACUGCCGCAGUUGCCCAGUUGAGAGCGAGGCUUGCAAAGGACGAUCGCACCAUUCGGCAAGGCGGGGGUGGCAAAUUUGAGUGGGUGGAUGGGCUGCUGGUCCAGGCAUUGAAGAACGGCGACUGGCUGCUGAUUGACAACGUCAACUUUUGCAGCACAAAUAUGCACUAG
Messenger RNA from Acanthaster planci (crown-of-thorns starfish), 7109 nucleotides. Its product is annotated as midasin-like. The record is from RefSeq and is a predicted model, not a curated record. Gene Ontology annotation, molecular function: ATP binding; ATP hydrolysis activity. Lineage: Eukaryota; Metazoa; Echinodermata; Asteroidea; Valvatida; Acanthasteridae. Gene Ontology annotation, biological process: ribosomal large subunit export from nucleus; ribosomal large subunit assembly. Gene Ontology annotation, cellular component: nucleus; preribosome, large subunit precursor.